Messenger RNA from Plutella xylostella (diamondback moth), 728 nucleotides. RefSeq names its product DNA-directed RNA polymerase II subunit RPB7 (gene Rpb7). Gene Ontology annotation, biological process: DNA-templated transcription; positive regulation of nuclear-transcribed mRNA poly(A) tail shortening; transcription initiation at RNA polymerase II promoter. NCBI's taxonomy places the organism in Eukaryota, Metazoa, Arthropoda, Insecta, Lepidoptera, Plutellidae. The record is from RefSeq and is a predicted model, not a curated record. Gene Ontology annotation, molecular function: single-stranded DNA binding; single-stranded RNA binding; translation initiation factor binding. Gene Ontology annotation, cellular component: P-body; RNA polymerase II, core complex.
UUGUUUUGGGCUUCGCUUCACACUGUUUCUUUCGUAGUGUUUUUGGUUUUAUCGUAUUUUCCCGCUGCAACAAAACAAAAUUUCUUCUUCUAAAGAGCAUGAUACACCUUAAUUACUAAUUCUAUUAUUUUAUACUAAAAUGUUUUACCAUAUAUCACUGGAGCACGAGAUAUUAUUGCAUCCACGGUACUUCGGCCCUCAGUUGCUGGACACUGUGAAACAAAAAUUAUAUACUGAGGUAGAAGGAACCUGUACCGGAAAAUAUGGAUUCGUUAUAGCAGUGACAACAAUAGACAGCAUAGGAGCAGGUCUCAUACAGCCUGGGCAGGGCUUCGUAGUGUAUCCUGUCAAGUAUAAGGCGAUAGUGUUUCGACCAUUCAAAGGAGAGGUUCUUGAUGCUAUAGUUACACAAGUCAACAAGGUUGGGAUGUUUGCACAAAUUGGACCACUGAGUUGCUUUAUCUCACAUCAUUCCAUCCCAGCUGAUAUGGAGUUCUGUCCAAAUGUGAACCCUCCGUGCUACAAGAGUAAGCAAGAGGACAAUGUCAUCCAGGAAGAAGAUGUCAUAAGACUGAAAAUUGUGGGCACAAGGGUUGAUGCCACUGGAAUUUUCGCAAUUGGGACAUUGAUGGACGACUAUUUAGGAUUAGUUACUCAGUAAUUAAGUAAGGACUAUUUGUAAUAAUGAUUAAGUUUCUAUUCUAAUUAAUGAAUUUAAGAUAAAAGUA